This is a messenger RNA of Sardina pilchardus (European sardine), 4299 nucleotides long. It is a transcript of the gene tbc1d13, whose product is annotated as TBC1 domain family, member 13. The record is from RefSeq and is a predicted model, not a curated record. Gene Ontology annotation, biological process: intracellular protein transport; activation of GTPase activity. Lineage: Eukaryota; Metazoa; Chordata; Actinopteri; Clupeiformes; Clupeidae. The coding region runs from base 46 to 1248 and encodes 400 amino acids. The transcript is spliced from 12 exons. Gene Ontology annotation, molecular function: GTPase activator activity.
ACUAUUUUUAUAGCAGCACCCGGGCGCUUCAGUAAGGAAGUCAACAUGUCGACUUCGUACCGAAACAGGAUCCAGGAAUUCAAAGGGGCUUUGGGAGAGGAAAAAAUCGACCUGAAGGCGCUUCGCGAGCUCUGCUUUAGUGGAAUCCCCUUUGAAGGUGGAAUACGUGCUUUGUGUUGGAAGAUCCUGUUAAACUACCUGCCCCUGGAUCAGUUGCUAUGGGAGUCCUUCUUGGAAAAACAGAGGGAGCUGUAUUGCCAGUUCCUGAAGGAAAUGAUCAUCCAGCCGGGCAUCGCCAAGGCCAACCUGGGGCUCUCCAGAGAGGACGUGACCAUGGAGGACCACCCUCUGAACCCAAACCCUGACAGCAGAUGGAACAACUACUUCAAAGACAAUGAGGUUCUGCUUCAGAUCGAUAAAGAUGUCAGGCGACUGUAUCCAGACAUGGCCUUCUUCCAGAGGCCCACAGAGUUCCCCUGCAAGCUCAUCCUCGACCCUCAGAACGAUUACGAAACCCUCCGGCGCCGUGUGGAGCAAACAACCCUCAAAUCUCAGACUGUGGACCGUAACCGCAGUGGAGUCACCAACGUGAGCUCUCCUGGGAAAGCGCUCAAUCUGUACCCCUCCAAUGAGUACGAGGUGCUGCCCAAUGGCUGCGAGGCUCACUGGGAGGUGGUGGAGCGCAUCCUGUUCAUUUAUGCCAAGCUCAACCCAGGCAUUGCCUAUGUGCAGGGCAUGAAUGAAGUUGUAGGACCCAUCUACUACACAUUUGCCACGAACCCUAAUGAAGAAUGGAAAGAACAUGCCGAGGCAGACACCUUCUUCUGCUUCACCAACCUGAUGUCGGAGAACCGAGACAACUUCAUCAAGAGCCUGGAUGACUCUCAGUGUGGCAUCACUUACAAGAUGGAGAGUGUCUACUCCAUGCUCAAAGAGAAGGACAUGGAGCUCUACCUUAAGCUGCAAGAGCAGAACAUUAAGCCUCAGUACUUCACCUUCCGCUGGCUAACCCUGCUGCUGUCUCAGGAGUUCCUUCUGCCUGACGUGAUCCGCAUCUGGGACACGCUCUUCUCCGACCAGGACCGCUUCCACUUCCUCAUCCUGGUCUGCUGUGCCAUGCUCACGUUGAUCCGAGAUCAGUUGUUGGCAGGAGACUUUACAAUAAACAUGAGACUACUUCAGGAUUAUCCCAUAUCUGAUGUGCACACCAUCCUCACUAAGGCCAAGGAGCUUCAGGAUGGAUCGUAGCCAUGACGGUGACUUUUGACCUCCCGACUCCUCAUCCAUCUGCACAGAGAAGGGAUGGAGGGGGGAUAGAAACCAUGGAAACUGGUAACCUGGACGACAACAAUGCCCUGUCACACCCUGGGAGGGAGAGGGGGAAGACGCCACCAUUGCUGUACAUUGUGGGGAUAACAAACAAUACAAAACGCAACAAAGAAACAAAGAACAAUCAUGACUCUACGUACGCCUUACCCUCACAGUUGCCACUCUCCCAGCCAGAUUGUGUGUGGGCUUGAGCUAUUUAUUGUUGCACUGAACACUUGAGAAAUCCAACACACUCAAAAGCAGAGCAAGCUACAGAGAAACAUGCAGGAAAAAGUAUCAUGUUGAACAGUUACGAAAACACUCCACCUUGUUCGUCUUUUUCCCUUUUACGUAUCAGAGGGUUUUACUUUGUUCUUAAUCUCUUUUUUUAUGAGCGGAUGUUUUACGUGAUUUACUUGACAUAUAUUACUUUGUGUGUUGUUACUUUUUACUGUGGACUUUAUACAAAAGAAGGAAUACUACAUUUUGAAGAUGGGGGCAACUUGAGUUGGUCUGAGAUGCACCUUGGCACCUUGGUGUGUCUUGAAUCAGAGUUUGAGAUCAGAAGAUCCUUACAAGUGCUUUUCCCUUUUGGUAUAAGGGAAUAUCGAUUGGAACGUUGCCAAUCCACUCUUAACAGGGUUCUCGCAUGUUCAGGUUCUCUGCUUGGGAGAUCAUCUGAUGUAGUUCACUUCACACACUAUGCUAACAUCAUGCUCACAUUCUCAUUUUCAUUUUAUUUUACAUAUAGUAUAUAUUUAGCAAAACAAACUACUUCCACAGAGUAAUUUCCUAACUACUAAUGUUUAGCCUUGACUCUUCAACAGUUAGAAGGAUUAGUAUAAGUGACUGCGAGCUCAUGCAUCCAUUGGCGUGAGAAGUGGUGUGUGAAUGAAAAGUGAGUGUGAGCUAGUUCUCCACCUCAUAGUACCCUUAUUAUGUAUAGUGCAUAAUGCAUAAUGAUACCCGCUUAAGUGCUUUUUUGGUGAUUGUCUACUUGACAGCUGACGAAUGUCAUAUCUGGCCUUCUGAUCUACUCUGUAAAAUGUAGUAGUUGUUGCCUUGUUAGCGGAAGGGCACUGUGUUAUCGAUACAGUUAUUUGCAAACUCAAAUCGUUUACGAACAAACAUAAAUAAUCCCGUCGCUAAAUAUUGCCCAGUCUAAAAUUCAAACAAUUUGAUAAACAAUGUAUAGAAAUUCGCGAAAUAGUUAUCCUGUGAAUAUAAACAUUGACCUUUUCUUUGCCAGCCACAUUUCUUACUUAAAGAGAUUCAUUUUUGAUUUUAAGUUAAAUUGCUAAAUUAAGUGCAAUAAUGCAUCAGACAGAAAAUAAGCGAUCUAAAAGUGGUUAUCAUCUCACUAAGCUUUGUGUAACUUUGUAGUUAUGAGCAUGACUGCGAUUUCAGCUGUACAAUGCUAUAUGUGUGAAGUCUGACUUCAAAACCAGAUCAAAGGCAGAUCAAUGUGCUCUAAAUGUAUCUUGAUCUGUGAGGCCAGCUUUGAUGGCUAAGCCAUACCAGGCUGUUUUUCCUCACAACUGAAGAAUAUGAUACUGGCUUGGCACCUUUUGGUGUUGGAACGCCAACCAAUGGAAGUGUUUUCAGAUCUAGAACCACCCACAGCUCCUCUGACUUUGCCAGUAGAGUUAGUGAGGUUUUUCUGAAAGUCACUCAAAGUCUCCCUCCCUCUCUUUCUUUUGCCCUGGAACUACAGUGAUCCCCCUCUCUCCUUGCUUUGUUAGGCUCUCGUAAAUUUUGGGUCAUGUAUCUUCAGCUGAAGUGGACUUGUCACCCAUUCUCAUUUAGCAUGCCGGUAUUGUCUCUGCGCGCACACUAGGCGCUUUCAUUGCUCACGAGGCUACAAUGUUGCUCUUUCAGGCAGGCCCGCAGUCAUCAGAGAUGACUUUACUUGGGUGUUUGUGUGUCCUUUUUUUGUUUUGUUUUUGUCUCUUGAGCAAAAUAACCCAUUGGCAUUUGUCACUACUGGCACAACAAGCCUUGCAGUGAGCAGUUUCUUCUUGCCAAUAUCCCCAUGACAUCUGCAUAACAGUGCUUCAACAAAUAGAAGUGUUUUUUUUUUUUUUUUUUUUUUUUUUUAUGGGGCAAGUUGGAUAAUUCCAGAUUCUCCUCUGGACCAUUACUGUUACUGUUGUUGUCCCAGACAGCCUUUCUGUGAGUAUGAAUACUACUCACUUGACAAUGAAGACAUAUUGAGGCUGGUUGCCUUUUCCCACAAACCUAGAAGCAGUUUGUGCCAUGUACCCUGACAUCUGUGAAAAUUGUUCAUUAUGGGUUGCAUAUGCUACAUUUCGACACUCAAGUCCUUGAAGGACGCGGAGAGAGCAUGGAGGACACAGGAACUUUGGGCUUCACAGAGUCUCUGCCACUCUCAGCGGUUAAGUUCUCAAAUAUGCCCUCCUCACUUCCAGUGUUUGUUUUGUUUACAUGCUAUUAAUGGAGGUUUUUUUUUCAUACAGUACAUAUUUGUUUUGUCUUUUUUUGUUUGUCAAUUAACUUUUAAAUAUGAACUUGUGUUGAAGGGGAUUUGUGAACGUUUAUGGCUUGGACAUGGUUGUGCUGUUUGAGACAUCACCUCUUCUGUGAAGGCAUAAAAGUCAUUAUGGUACUGGGCAUGAAGGCAGGUGUCAGAAGGUGUCUCAGUCUCACUCAUAUAGAAAGUCUCUCAGCCAUUUUCCACCCUUUUUAAGUCUUCCUCUUCCUUAAGUUUACAUCUUAAAGAUGUCUCUUUCUGAUCUUCCUUCCGUUCAGACCACGUUAACUGUGCUUCAUGAUUUCAGUUUGAACGGACCGCCUGUAUUGUGAUUGUUAGAGGCUUGUAGGAAAACAUGACCUGACCUUUCUCACUACACUCGGUCACUGUUUUGUCCAGUUUUUGGUUUGGCUUGUGGCCGUACAACCUCACCCAUUUUUAAGCUUCCAUGGGCCUUUUGUUGUGGGGAUGGGCCGUGUACAUUCACUUUACAAUGUGGU